Messenger RNA from Pseudophryne corroboree (corroboree frog), 6608 nucleotides. It is a transcript of the gene PLXNB3, whose product is annotated as plexin B3. The transcript has 35 exons. Gene Ontology annotation, biological process: regulation of cell migration; semaphorin-plexin signaling pathway involved in axon guidance. NCBI's taxonomy places the organism in Eukaryota, Metazoa, Chordata, Amphibia, Anura, Myobatrachidae. The record is from RefSeq and is a predicted model, not a curated record. The coding region runs from base 6 to 5750 and encodes 1914 amino acids. Gene Ontology annotation, molecular function: semaphorin receptor activity; protein binding. Gene Ontology annotation, cellular component: semaphorin receptor complex; plasma membrane.
UGUGAAUGGGUGUUGGGGGAGGACAGGAGUUCCUUGUAGUCUCAGGGAGAAUUGCAGGGAAGUUGCUUCGUCCGUGCUGCGGGGCAGAAGCUGUUACAUGUGCAGGAGGGGGGCAACAGGAACAGCUGACCGUUAUGUUGGAUCUGGCUCCAUCCCUGCUUGCCUUGCUCAGCCUAUCUUUAUCGGUCUUCGCGUUUCCCAGUUUUCUCCGGCCCGAUGUCACUUUCAACCACAUGGCGUAUGACCCUGGAUCGGGCUCCAUCUACAUUGGGGCUGUUGAUUGGAUCUUCCAGGUGUCAAGUGACCUUGAGCUACUGGCCGAAGAUUCUACUGGCCCAGAGUUUGACAGCCCAGAGUGUCUUCCCUUCAAAGACCGUAAGGACUGCCCCCAGGCUACUCUCACCCAUAACUCCAACAAGCUGCUGACUGUCAACCUUCAGGGCAAAGAACUGUUGACCUGUGGUCACGUGUUUCAGGGCAUCUGCGAAAAGAGGGAUCUAGCAAACAUCUCUAAAAUCAUUUACCGUACAAUUGACCCCGGCGACAACCAGUUUGUAGCUGCCAAUAAUCCCAAGGUCACCACUGUGGGAAUAGUUGAGAGGACGUCAUUGGGUCAUGAUUACCUGUUUGUCGGCCGGGGGUUGACAGCCAGGUUGUCCAGCGGAAUACCGCCAAUUACUAUACGGCAAGUGGAGAAGCCAUCUGUGUUCUCCAACGAAGGUUUGGGUAAACUCGUGGUGGGAGACUUUUCGGAUUACAACAAUACAUUUGUGGGGGUGUUCUCCAGCGCGGGCCAUGUCUACUUCUUGUUUUACCGCCGUGGGUCAAAAUCGCAAAUGGAUUACAAAACGUAUCUCGGAAGUGUGUGCAGCGAGGACCUGCAUCUCUACUCCUAUGUGGAGGUACCGCUCUUGUGUGAGGGAGGCUACAAUUUGGCACAGGCUGCCCACCUGGAGAUUAAGAACCGGGAACUCUUUGUGAUAUUUGCAGCCAGCCAAGGCUCAAGUCCAGCUCCAAGCAGCCGGACAGCUCUCUGUUCCUAUAAGAUGGCAGACAUAGAAGAAAGGAUAGAGACAGCACGAGUCCUGUGUUACACUGAGAAUGGCAGGGGCGCAAGCGGACAGGAGGCUGGGAUAGAGUAUGGAGUAAAUUCCAAAUGUGCUGCUCUGCCCAAGGAGUCCCCUCAGAACUUUCCAUGUGGAGGAGACCACACGCCCAGCCCGAUUGCCAGUAGUGUCCCAGUCACUGCUACGCCUCUUCUCAGAAAUGACUCCAGUCUGACCGCUGUAGCCGCGUUAGUUGAAGAUUCUCAUACAGUCGUUUUCCUUGGAGAUGGUGGAGGACAUGUUCAUAAGGUAUUUGUAUCUCAGGGUGAAGGACACGUCUACAACUCACUGACCGUGGUACCAGGCUCCCCUGUCAGCCCUGACCUAGUCUUGGAUAGCUCGGGGCGGCACCUGUACGUUAUGACAGAGUCACAGGUCACCAGGCUCCCGGUUGCUGAAUGCUCCCACUUUCCUUCAUGUGACUUGUGCCUUGGAGCCGGGGACCCUUUCUGCGGGUGGUGUGUACUGCAGGGAAGGUGCACAGAGCAGGAAGAGUGUUCUGACAGUGACCAGGCGAACCACUGGCUGUGGAGUUUUAGUGAUCAGAAUCAAUGUGUGUCCAUCCAGGGCCUUUCCCCAGCUAAUCAGAGCCGACACGAGCAGACAGAGGUCUCCAUGACUGUGCUACAGUUCCCUGCUGUGGCCAAAAAGGAUGGCUGGAUAUGUUUGUUCAAUGACUUGUCCAGUUCAGCACAGAUUUAUGGAAACCAGGUCCGAUGCAGCUCUCCUCUACCAGAACACCUGCCCCCUAAUGAUGUUGGCAAAGAUCAUAUGACUGUACGGUUAGCGCUGGUAUUCCAGGAGGUCACUGUGGCGGCCACAGACUUCGUCUUCUAUGACUGCGGAGCUGUAAUGGACCUGGCUGUCACUAACCCGUGCAGCGAAUGUGUGAGCAGCCCCUGGAGCUGCUACUGGUGUCUGUCGGAUCGUCUCUGCACUCACACUCCCCACUGCGGCAGCGGGCAGACCAUCAUCUACAGCAUAAAUGAUGAGCCAAAGGAUCUAUGGGGUCCACAUUCUUGCCCAAGGUUGGAGAGUGUUGAGGGAUCACAUCUGAUCCCUGUUGGCAUAGAAAGAGAACUGGAUCUAACUGCACGCAACCUUCAGCUCCUCAAUGGAGAAGCUUUAGAAUACAGCUGCAUAAUAGAGGUGGACGGGGUGCCAAUCACCCUGCGGGCACAGAUCGAGAAGAUGGCAGAUGAUGACGACCUUUAUAAAGUACACUGUCAGACUCACAAGUACGAGUACCCUCUGCAUGUCCUGGAGAACCCAGUUACUGUGUAUGUGAAGAAAGGGGAUGCGUACCGUGUAGACAAUAAUGGCAUCAUACAGGUGACCCUGUAUGACUGCUCUGUGGGCCAGUCGGACUGCAGCCGCUGCCAGGCUUUGGCCCCCAAGUACCAGUGCUUAUGGUGUGGAGAGGAAGAUGAGGCAUCGUGCUUACACCAGGAUCAGUGCGAGAGAAGCUCCAUCGGUGUCUGUCCCACCCCAUUCAUCCACUCCAUUUCUCCUCUGACGGGUGUUGUGGAAGGAGGGACAACCAUUACUAUAAGUGGCGCCAACAUGGGCCAGAGAGCAGAUGAAGUGUCAGUCACUGUGUGUGAUCAGCCCUGCACCCUUCUGCCAGAUCGGUAUAUUGUUUCCAACAGUAUCGUCUGCAGGCUGUCUGCCAGCCAGGGAGAGGUGUCUGGCCCUGUGAAAGUCGCUGUAAAGGACCGUGAGCCUGGAGUUUCCAGUCAGCUUUUCUCUUACCAGGACCCCAUUCUUCAGUCCCUUACACCACUGAGAGGUCCCAUGGCUGGAGGGACGCAAAUCACCAUCUCCGGGUCCAAGCUUUUGACUGGCGAUCAGAUUACUGUGACAGUGGGGAACUUACCUUGUGAGAUAUUUAGAAACGUCACUGAAGAUCAGAUCUAUUGCGUUACCAGCCCCAGUGAUCUUCAGCUGGAGAUGUCCAUCAGCGUCCUCUACGGCACGGCAGAAAGAGUCCUGGAUGAUGCAUUGUUCAACUACACGGAAAACCCGAUCAUCUCUUCUGCUUUCCCCUUGACAGCCUUCUAUAAGGGAGGGCGGAUUAUUAUGGUCACUGGUUCAAAUCUGGAUGUUGUACAGACUCCACGUAUGAGCGCCCUGGCCGUGCCCCCUCAGGAGGAUCUUCAAAGCAAAGAUGAGAAUAUCAGAAGAAAAAGGAGAAGAAGAAGGAGGAAGAGGGAGGUGGCACCUAAUCCUGUGCAAGAGUUCAGUGAGGAGUGCAGUCACGACUCCCCCACAGUUAUAAAGUGUUAUGCGCCCUUGGUCCCUGACGAUUACGUCCUUGUGGAUGUACUCUUUGUCCUCGACAAUCUCCAGAUUCCGUUCAGUAGCUUUGGAAAGAACUUCACAUACCAGAAGAACCCGUCCCUCAAACCCCUGAAUCGGGAAAAUCCCAACAAACCAUACAGCCUGAAGCCUGGGAACGUGCUGGAUAUAGAGGGGGAGGGCUUGGAUUCUGGGAUCAGUAAACAAGAAGUCGAAGCAAUGAUUGGAAAUGGUAUCUGUGCCGUGAAGACUCUCACCCACAAUCACCUGUACUGUGAGCCACCGCUUGUCCCACCACAACCGCGGGACGCGAGCUCUUCCUUGCCAGAGUUUGUGGUGCACAUGGGAAAUCUUCGCUUCGACCUCGGACAAGUGAAAUAUGAUGUAGAGGGACAAUCAAGUUUUCCUAAAGAAGCCAAAAUUGGGCUAGGUGUUGGAGCUGCUCUGCUCAUCCCUGUCGUUCUAAUAAUUAUCUUCAUGUACAGGAGACAGAGUAAACUGGCCAUGAGGGAUUAUAAGAAGGUCCUUGUGCAACUGGAGAACCUGGAGACCAGUGUGGGAGAUCAGUGUAGAAAGGAAUUUACUGAUCUAAUGACGGAGAUGAUGGAUCUGACUAGUGAUAUUGAAGGCUCAGGCAUCCCCUUCCUAGACUAUAAGACCUAUGUGGAAAAGAUAUUCUUCCCUGGAGACACCAGCUCUCCGAUCAGGAAGAGCCUGGAUGUGCUGGAUAACAGAAGAAGCACCGUGGAGCAAGGCCUGAACCAGCUCUCCAACCUCCUUAAUAACAAGCUUUUCCUCAUCAAGCUGAUCGAAACACUGGAUGCACAGCCCACAUUAUCACAACGUGACCGCUGCAAUGCUGCCUCCUUGCUCACCGUCGCUCUUCUUGGUAAACUGGAGUAUCUGACGGAUGUUAUGAAGACGCUGCUGUCCAACCUUGUAGACCAAUGUGUGGCCAAGAACCCGAAGCUGUUGCUUCGCAGGACCGAAACUGUGGUGGAGAAACUGCUGACCAAUUGGAUGUCCAUCUGCCUUCACUCUUUCCUCCGGGAGGCGGCAGCAGAGCCUCUGUACAUGUUGUACUGUGCCAUAAAGUAUCAGGUGGACAAAGGGCCGGUGGACGCGGUGACGGGGAAAGCCAAGCGCACUCUGAAUGAUGGACGGCUGCUGCGGGAGGACAUUGAGUAUCGGCAGAUGACUCUCACCGUCAUAGUGAAGAACGGAGCAGAAGUGCAGCGUGUGCCGGUGAAAGUGCUCGACACAGACACCAUCACUCAGGUUAAAGGGAAGAUCUUGAAUCAUGUGUACAAGGGAACCCCAUUCUCCCAGCGGCCACCUGCGCACACACUUGACCUAGAAUGGCGCUCUGGGCAAGCGGGCCACCUGACUCUAUCGGAUGAGGACUUGACUUCGUUAGUACAGGAUCAGUGGAAGAGAUUGAACACUUUGCACCAUUAUAAGGUUCCCAAUGACGCGACUGUGGCCUUGAUACCCCGGCUACAUAAUAAUCAGUGUGAGACAACAAAUAACAGUUUCCUGAGCGGAGAGAAAACUCCAAUGUUGGAAGAUGGGGAAGAUGGUGGCAUUAGAACGUGGCACUUAGUAAAAUCUGUGGAAGAACCAGAAGUCUGUAAGCAGCGACGCAGCAGCUUGCGGGAGAGAGAGCGCGCCAAAGCUAUUCCAGAGAUCUACCUAACACGGCUGCUGUCCAUGAAGGGAACUCUGCAGAAGUUUGUGGAUGACACAUUCCAGGUGAUGUUGGGGGUAAACCGGCCCGUGCCCAUCGCCAUCAAAUAUUUCUUUGAUUUCCUGGAUGAAAUGGCAGAGAAACACGGGAUUGAGGAUGCAGAGACCGUGCACAUUUGGAAAACCCACAGCCUCAUGCAAAGGUUCUGGGUGCUCAUACUCAAGAACCCUCAGAUGGUCUUCGAUAUUGAGGUGUCAGAGAAUGUAGACUCCAUCUUGUCGGUCAUCGCUCAGACCUUUAUUGACUCGUGUACCACCUCUGAGCACAAAGUGGGGAGAGAUUCACCCGUCAACAAAUUGCUUUAUGCUCGCGAAAUCCCACGUUACAAGCAACUGGUAGAGAAGUACUAUACUGACAUCAGACAGACCGCCCCGGCCAGUUACCAGGAAAUGAACUCCUCUCUCACAGAGCUGUCUGGGAUUCAUGCAGCUGACCUGAACUCCUUGGUGGCCCUGCAGGAACUGUACAAUUAUAUCAACAAGUACUAUGACCAGAUCAGCACCGCUCUGGAGGAGGAUCCCAGUGGGCAGAAAAUGCAGCUGGCUUACCGCCUGCAGCAGAUCUCCGCCCUGGUGGAGAAUAAAGUAACAGAUCUAUAAUAACACUGCUGGCUGCAGCGUUGCAGCUUUCUACCGUCUUCCGUAAUAAAGACUGUGGGGACUCAACCACUAUCUGCCAGUAGAGUUUCAGUGUGCGGUCCCAUUUAACAGUCCGCCAGCUCAGAAGAUGAACAAUGUGGGAGCUCUCCAUUUUUGGCUUAAACCCACUUGCAGACUCUAGUUUCUGAGCCAAUAAUAUUUGCCCCAUUAGCGGUUUUAGUUGUUGACCAAUUAUAAGAGUAAUGCUGAGUUCCACCACUAUGCUCUGCCUUACCCAGAGUCCUUUGCUCUUAUAUGGUCAUCCCAGCAGUGCACUGCCUACCUCAGUGAAACUGUGUAAGUGCCUUAGUUUAACACACAUCCUGGUUCUUCAUGGUGCCUGGAGUUCCUCAGUAUGGCCUUCCUAAUUCUAAUUUCACUGUAACACGACGGAAUACAGCAUUAGCCCUUUCCCCAGCCAGCUGUAUAAUAAGGAAAGCGUCCAAGAAAUAUAUGUGUGUGCUUUUGUGUCCUACGUGCUUGUGUGUGAGCUUCCUACGGUAACUAGCUCUGGUGUUUUGUGUGGAGAAAGGUAUAGGGCACUAGUGGCAGAGCACUAUUUACUUUUAGUAGGUUAUAUUGGCUAUAUUUUCUAGCCUGCCUCUGGGACACCAGGCUGUUACCAUCGUGGAAAGUCUUCGGCGGAUGUCUCUCCGUAUAUAUGUCGGUAUGUCUUCAGAGAGCCUUGUUGUCCGUUUGUCUCCAGAGAGCCUUGUAUAGCUUUUUUUUUCUAACUUAUGCAAAAGCUGUAAAUAGAUAUAACUAUAUUUAUUGUCCUUUUUAUGCAUUGUUUUUCAAAUAAAAUGAUUUUUUUAAAAA